This is a messenger RNA of Guillardia theta CCMP2712, 569 nucleotides long. Its product is annotated as large subunit ribosomal protein L24e_1, cytoplasmic. NCBI's taxonomy places the organism in Eukaryota, Cryptophyceae, Pyrenomonadales, Geminigeraceae. The transcript has 6 exons. Bases 25 to 534 code for a protein of 169 amino acids. Gene Ontology annotation, molecular function: mRNA binding; structural constituent of ribosome. The record is from RefSeq and is a predicted model, not a curated record. Gene Ontology annotation, cellular component: cytosolic large ribosomal subunit. Gene Ontology annotation, biological process: cytoplasmic translation.
GCUGCGAGUCCUCGAGCGGCAGCUAUGGUGGUCAAGACCGAGACCUGCACCUUCAGUAACUUCAGGAUCUAUCCUGGCCAUGGCUGCCUUUACAUCCGCACGGAUGGAAAGUCCUUCCGCUUCAUUAACGCCAAGAACGAAGCUAGUUUCCACAUGAAGCGCAACCCCCGCAAGCUGAACUGGACUCUGUUCUACCGCCGUCUCAGGAAGAAGGGAACUCAGGAGGACCAGCUCAAGAAGGCCAAGAAGAGGGUCAUCAGCACUUCCGUCUUGUCCCGUGGUAUCCAGGGUAUGACCAUCGAGGAGUUGAAGAACAAGACCAGUGAGGGCAAGGAGCGUCGUAAGGCCAUGCGUGAGGCCACCGUUCGUGAGGCCAAGGAUGCAGCAAGAAAGAAGCAGGAGGAGAAGAAGAAGAACGCCCCAGCGAAGAAGGCCGCUCCUGCUGGAAACAAGAUGGACGUUAAGGGAACCAAGGGAGGCGCCAACCUUAAGCCUGCUCGUCAGUCUGCUCCUGGCAAGCAGGGUGCUCGAUAAACAUGUCGUUUUUGGAUUAAAUUCUGGAAAGUGAA